Molecule: messenger RNA, 1965 nt
Organism: Mycena citricolor
Lineage: Eukaryota; Fungi; Basidiomycota; Agaricomycetes; Agaricales; Mycenaceae
Source: the annotation of a GenBank genome assembly
UUACCUCGGGUCCAGCAGGUCCGGGUCGGUGAACUACAUGCCCCCGCCGCAUCCUGCCCUCAUCCUCACCCAGUCAAUCCUCAACCGCCAAUUGCGCACGAUCAGGCAUGUCUUCGUCUACUGUGAAAUGGGAGCCUCGCUGCACGAUAGCAGAAGCGGACAAGAUUAUCUGUGCCCCAGGCACUCUGUACGAACUCGACACUUUGUUGAUCGACGGGCGCCUCCAGCGGGUGUACAAGAACCUCUGGCCCUCCCUUCGAGCUUUCUGGCUGGCAGCCUUUGACUUAUACAAGGACAGAACAUAUGUGGUCUUGGGGAAACAGAAAUAUACAUAUUCAGAGAUGGCAGAUCGCUCUGGCAAAGCAGCCUAUCACUUUGCCAAGGUGUAUGGCGUUAAGAAAGGCGAUCGAGUCGGAAUAUGCUCUCGCAACAUACCUGAGUACCUGAUGGCCUUCUGGGCUUGCCAUCUGCUUGGGGCAGUCACGGUUCUCGUCAAUGCGUGGCUUCCCACGGAUCAGAUGGUGCACUGUCUGGCGAAUACGCAGUGCAAGCUGGUCAUAUUGGACUUCGAACGAGCAGAUCGUCUGGAAGAAAGUGUCAAAAUUUUGGUGAAGAAGUCUGGGGCGACCGGCGUUCUUGUCUUUCCGGGACACCCGACCAAGUCCCAUUGGAAGGGGAUGCGUCCGUGGAUCAUGGUGAAUGACGAACGCCGAGACGACGUCGAGCGGUUUCUGCGAACUGAUCCGCAAAUUGGGCCGGAGGACAAUGCUUCAAUCUUCUUUACUUCAGGAACUACUGGCCCACCUAAGGGUGUCCUCAGCACUCAACGUCAAUUCCUAACCAACGUGUUGAAUGUGAUGGUUCCGCGACACAGAGCGUACCUCCGACGAGGUGAAAAGAUCCCGGUGGUGGACGCUCGCAGUCCACAGUCAAGCAUGUUGCUAUCCAUCCCGUUCUUCCAUGUCAGAGUACUGACAUCGCUCACGAUGACCGUAACUCUCGGUGGGGGCAAGCUUGCGCUGAUGCACAAAUGGGAUGUGAAAGACGCCGUCAAGAUCAUCAGACAAGAACGGUUGACUGCCGCAGGAGGUGUGCCAACCAUGGCAGUUGAACUCGUCGAGAGCGACCUUGUUGGUUAUCCUCUCGAAGCCAUUUCAUUCGGUGGUGCUCCCACUCCCCACCUUUUCCCCGCAAGAGCACGUUCCGUCUUUGCCAAUGUCAACUUGAUCCACGGAUACGGUAUGACCGAGUCAAACAGCCUCGCAGCGUCCAUAGCCGGGGAAGAUUGUCCAGCACACCCAACAAGCUGCGGCCUUGGACUCCCGGUGACCGAGAUACGCAUCGUGGAGGACGGGAAAGUGCUUGCCUCAGGCCAGGUCGGCGAAAUCUGGAUUCGCGGUCCGAAUGUGAUGCAAGGUUACUGGCUAGAUCCAGAAGCAACGGACAAGGUUGUCACCAAGGACGGUUGGCUGAUGUCGGGGGACAGCGGUUACAUGGACGAAGAGGGAUUCCUGUAUCUCCGUGACAGGAUCAAGGACAUCAUCAUCCGUGGCGGGGAAAACAUCAACUCGAUAACUGUCGAAAACGCAUUGUUCACAGAUGGGGUGCUCGAAGCCGUCGCUGUCGGAAUCCCAGAUAACAGGCUCGGCGAGUUGGUUGCCGCUGUCGUCAGCGUCAAAGCCAGCGAGAGACAUAGGAUCACCGAAAGCGUGCUGAUCGAAUUGGCUCGCAGUCGCUUGCCCAGUUUUGCAGUGCCAGUAAUGGUUCUAGUCCAAGACGAGCUGCCUCACAAUCAGGCGGGUAAACCUCUCAAGAAGAUAAUCCGAGAGGCGGCGGCACAAGAAUGGCAGAAGAGGGGAGGGAAAACAGUUUCUAAGCUUUGAAGACGUGCAUGUAGCCGAUAUGCGUGUCUUACAAUAUUGAAUUACUCGUAGAAGAAAGAGGUUGAAUGGCCAUGGCGUCAUA